AUGUCUUACUCUCUCCAUCCAGCCAUCGACAGUGGCUUUUCGAAAGGCAGCGAGAACUUCUCCGGCGGCAAGCUCCACUGUCUCUGCAAGUCCAGCCCAGUCGAAGUGACCCUGGGAAGCAACGUCCUACACAACCACGCUUGCGGAUGCAGCAAGUGCUGGAAGCCCAGCGGUGCCCUGUUUUCCGUUGUCGCCGUCAUUCCCAGGGACAAGGUCUCCGUCACCGCAAAUGGAGACAAGCUCAAGAUCGUCGACGAGUCCGCCACCAUUCAACGCCAUGCGUGCAAGGACUGCGGCGCACAUUUGUUCGGACGGAUCGAGACGGACCACGCAUUCAAGGGACUCGACUUUGUCCAUGUCGAGUUGAGCGAUGAGAAGGGAUGGCAGGAGCCUCAAUUUGCGGGAUUCGUGUCCUCCAUUGCGGAGCAGGGAUUCCCUGAGAACAAGUUGGAUGAGGUGCGCGGGAAAUUCAAGGCUGUGGGCUUGGAGUCCUACGAUGCCUUGAGCCCUCCUCUCAUGCAAGCUCUUGCCGACUUCGCAGCCAAGAAGUCCUCGCUGUAA
Messenger RNA from Exophiala aquamarina CBS 119918, 561 nucleotides. RefSeq names its product glutathione-dependent formaldehyde-activating enzyme. The coding region runs from base 1 to 561 and encodes 186 amino acids. The record is from RefSeq and is a predicted model, not a curated record. Gene Ontology annotation, biological process: formaldehyde catabolic process. The transcript has a single exon. NCBI's taxonomy places the organism in Eukaryota, Fungi, Ascomycota, Eurotiomycetes, Chaetothyriales, Herpotrichiellaceae. Gene Ontology annotation, molecular function: zinc ion binding; S-(hydroxymethyl)glutathione synthase activity.